AUGAAUGCAACUGAUUGGAUCACGCUUACGGAUUUUGUGAAAUAUCUUGGAAGAAAAGGUAUUUGCAAUGUAGAUGAAACUCCUAAAGGAUGGUUUAUCAGUUGGAUCGACAAUAGUCCUAAAGCUUUGGCACGACAGGAGGCCAUAUUGAAAAAGGAACGUCAAGAAAAAGACGAGGAGGAACGUGCUCGAAAAAUCAUUGAAGAGCAGAUUGAAAAAGCAAACAAAGAAGCCGAGUCUACGGAUCCAUCUGAAAAACGUGAAUUAGAAUUACUUAAGCGAAAACCCGAAAAAAAUAUCUUCAAAUUGGAAAUAAAGUCUCUAGAAGACCCUAAUAAUUCCCAAACAACGGAACAUACAAUCACAGAAGUUGCCACUGCUAUGAACUCGAUUGAAACCGAGUCCUUAUUGCUUCCUUCUUCAGCUAUUAACGGAUUCUCGGCUGAUUUUGACGCAACAAAACCUUCUUCUGAUUCAACUUCAUCAACGACGGCUCCUUCGAUUAAUCCCACCAUCAACGCCAUUCCUUCCACUACCUCGAUAUCUUUUAAACCAAUUGGACAGAAAAAGUCACUUUCUGCAUUAGCCAAAAAGUCGAAUAUUUUAGGUGCUUCACCAAAGAAAGAAAAGAAAGAGGAGCCUAAAAAAUUGUCAGCAAUCGAACAAAUUAUAAUAGAGGAAACGGAAAAGAAAAAGAGAUUAGAAAACAUUAAUCAUAAAGCAACAGGUGAGAGGAAUCGGGGUAAAGAUGAUCGCAAGGACUCUUAUAGGUCUGAAAGAGAUAGUAGGGAUACUCAUAGAGAAAGGGAUUAUUACAGAAGUCGAGAUUCUUACCGGGAAUCCAAAGAUAGAGAAUAUCGUGACCGUGACAGAGACCGGGACUACGAACGAGAAACAAAACGUGCACGUAGAGACUAG
This is a messenger RNA of Ambispora gerdemannii, 918 nucleotides long. The record is from the annotation of a GenBank genome assembly. NCBI's taxonomy places the organism in Eukaryota, Fungi, Glomeromycota, Glomeromycetes, Archaeosporales, Ambisporaceae.